GAAGUAAACCUUUCCUGCCCCGGAAGUACAACACUGCGGUCGUCCAGGUGUGCGUUCCGCGGGACUGGAGUUUGCUGUCAAGAUGCCGGGAGCUUCGGCGAAAGGCUUGGAAUUGUCCGAGACGAUCGAAAGCUUUGUGGAGACCCUGAAGCGGGGUGGCGGGCAGCGUAGCUCCGAGCACAUGGCUCGGGAGACCCUAGGGUUGCUGCGCCGGAUCAUCACCGACCGCCGCUGGAGUAAUGCUGGGGAGCUGAUGGAGUUGAUUCGCAGAGAGGGCAAGAGGAUGAUGGCCGCACAGCCCUCGGAGACCACCGUGGGAAACAUGGUGCGGAGAGUGCUCAAGAUCAUCCGCGAAGAGUAUGGCAGACUACAUGGACGCAGUGACGAGAGCGAUCAGCAGGAGUCCCUGCACAAACUCUUGACCUCCGGAGGCCUGAGCGAGGAUUUCAGCUUACAUUAUGCUCAGCUUCAGUCCAACAUCAUUGAGGCGAUUAAUGAGUUGCUGGUAGAGCUGGAAGGCACGACAGAGAACAUUGCUGCCCAGGCUCUGGAGCACAUCCACUCCAACGAGGUGAUCAUGACCAUUGGGUUUUCAAGAACAGUAGAGGCUUUCCUUAAAGAGGCUGCUCGAAAGAGGAAGUUCCAUGUUAUUGUGGCAGAGUGUGCACCUUUCUGCCAGGGUCAUGAAAUGGCUGUCAAUUUGUCCAAAGCCGGAAUUGAGACCACUGUCAUGACUGAUGCUGCUAUUUUUGCUGUCAUGUCUAGAGUCAACAAGGUGAUCAUUGGCACGAAGACCAUCCUGGCCAAUGGCGCCCUGAGAGCUGUGACAGGAACUCACACCCUGGCACUGGCCGCGAAACACCAUUCCACCCCACUCAUUGUCUGUGCGCCCAUGUUCAAGCUUUCCCCACAGUUCCCCAAUGAAGAAGAUUCAUUUCACAAGUUCGUGGCUCCUGAAGAAGUCCUCCCUUUUACAGAAGGAGAUAUCCUGGAAAAGGUCAGCGUUCACUGCCCAGUGUUUGACUACGUCCCGCCAGAACUCAUCACCCUGUUUAUCUCCAACAUCGGUGGGAAUGCACCUUCCUACAUCUACCGCCUGAUGAGUGAGCUGUACCAUCCUGACGAUCACGUCCUGUGACCUUCGUUUGUGCUGAGCAGGAAGUGCUCAGGCAGACAGAGCUGGAGGAGACUCAGUGCUGCCGCUGCGGGGUCCUCCCUGCGGCGGACAGCGUCAGCCCGAGAAAGCUGGAUACCAUUUCCGGGCGUCUCGGUCAUCCCAUCACAAGGCUCCCAUCCAUGACUGUUUCUUGCCUUUUGGGGCUUACCAGAGCAGCAGGGCCGAACCUAUUGAUUUUGGAGCCUCUUGGUGACCUGGCCAUGUCUGUUUCAGGAACUUCAACUUUCUGGUUCACUGGUGUGGUAAGCAUAACACUGACUACCUUGCUGGGAUGUGGAUUUUUACGAAGAAGUGGCUCCCACACCUUUCCUACGCUGUGCCAAUAAAAGCUACUGCAAAGUU
Messenger RNA from Cavia porcellus (domestic guinea pig), 1519 nucleotides. RefSeq names its product eukaryotic translation initiation factor 2B subunit beta (gene Eif2b2). The transcript has 8 exons. NCBI's taxonomy places the organism in Eukaryota, Metazoa, Chordata, Mammalia, Rodentia, Caviidae. The coding region runs from base 83 to 1138 and encodes 351 amino acids. Gene Ontology annotation, molecular function: guanyl-nucleotide exchange factor activity; translation initiation factor activity. Gene Ontology annotation, biological process: translational initiation. The record is from RefSeq and is a predicted model, not a curated record. Gene Ontology annotation, cellular component: eukaryotic translation initiation factor 2B complex.